Messenger RNA from Antechinus flavipes (yellow-footed antechinus), 2299 nucleotides. It is a transcript of the gene SPNS1, whose product is annotated as SPNS lysolipid transporter 1, lysophospholipid. Lineage: Eukaryota; Metazoa; Chordata; Mammalia; Dasyuromorphia; Dasyuridae. Gene Ontology annotation, biological process: transmembrane transport. The record is from RefSeq and is a predicted model, not a curated record. Gene Ontology annotation, cellular component: membrane. The coding region runs from base 263 to 1867 and encodes 534 amino acids. Gene Ontology annotation, molecular function: transmembrane transporter activity. The transcript has 13 exons.
ACAUGACUUGCGCGUAGCCAUCAUGGCGGUGGCUGCGAUGCCGUCCGGAUCCUGAGCAUUCUACGGUAGCGGCAGCGGCGCGGCGGAGGCAGCAGAGCAGGUGGACACCAGGAACCGUGCGCCAUUCGGAGUAAGGGGAACUGCCUGGACCAGAGGAGACGGCGGCUGGGAGCGCCGCAACCCCGUGGGCUGGGGUUAAAUUAGCCGGGCCUGACACUGGGCUGGACAAGUGACCGCAGAGAGAACUGGCUGAGGGGCAGCUAUGUCUGGGCUGCUGGGUCAGCCGGACACUGCCCCGUUUCUCAGUCAAGCAGAUGACACAGAAGAAGGAAUGGGGGGCCCAGUCCCGGGGCCUGGCAAGACUGCAGGUUUGGGGGGACCAGAGCCCCAGGACAGAGAAGAUCCAGAUGGGGAAGGGCUCCAGCUGAUAACCGGCAUCUCCCCCCGACAUGCAACUUUGAUUGUAGGCGUGCUUUGCUAUAUCAACCUUCUUAACUACAUGGACCGGUUUACUGUGGCAGGUGUUCUUCCAGACAUCGAGCAGUUCUUUGGUAUUGGGGAUAGCAGCUCUGGUCUCAUUCAGACUGUGUUUAUUUCCAGUUACAUGGUCCUGGCCCCUGUGUUUGGCUACCUGGGUGACAGAUAUAACAGGAAGUACCUCAUGUGUGGUGGGAUUGCCUUCUGGUCACUGGUGACUCUGGGUUCUUCAUUCAUCCCUAGAGAGAGAUUUUGGCUACUUCUCUUUACUCGGGGCCUUGUAGGGGUUGGGGAGGCCAGUUAUUCUACCAUUGCCCCCACCCUCAUUGCUGACCUCUUUGUAGCUGAUAAGCGGAGUCGAAUGCUCAGUAUCUUCUACUUUGCCAUCCCUGUGGGCAGUGGUCUGGGUUAUAUCGCAGGCUCAAAGGUGAAGGAUGUGGCUGGAGAUUGGCAUUGGGCACUCAGGGUGACCCCAGGCCUUGGGAUGAUAGCAGUAUUGCUGUUGUUCCUGGUGGUGAGGGAACCGCCUCGUGGAGCUGUGGAACGCCAUUCAGACACCCCUCCCUUGAGUCCCACCUCUUGGUGGGCUGAUCUGCGGGCUCUGGUGCGGAAUCCCAGUUUUGUGCUCUCUUCCCUGGGAUUCACGGCUGUGGCCUUUGUCACGGGGUCCCUGGCUCUAUGGGCACCGGCAUUCCUGCUCCGAGCUCGAGUUGUCUUAGGAGAGACUCCACCCUGCUUGCCUGGAGACUCCUGCUCCUCUUCAGACAGUCUCAUCUUUGGGCUGAUCACCUGUGUGACUGGGAUCCUGGGAGUGGCUUCAGGGGUAGAGAUCAGCCGCCAUCUUCGCCGCACCAACCCCAGGGCUGAUCCCUUGGUCUGUGCAGCCGGAUUGCUGGGUUCUGCCCCCUUUCUGUUCCUGGCCCUGGCUUGUGCCCAAGACAGCAUCAUACUUACUUAUGUUUUCAUCUUCAUUGGAGAGAUUCUGCUGUCCAUGAACUGGGCCAUCGUAGCAGACAUUCUGCUGUAUGUAGUCAUUCCCACACGCCGAUCAACAGCGGAAGCCUUCCAGAUUGUUCUGUCCCAUCUGUUGGGGGAUGCUGGGAGCCCCUACCUCAUCGGGCUGAUUUCUGACCGUCUGCGCCGUGACUGGCCCCCUUCCUUCCUCUCCCAGUUCCGGGCCCUGCAGUUCUCCCUCAUGCUUUGUGCCUUUGUUGGGGCACUUGGGGGUGCUGCUUUCUUGGGCACUGCCAUGUAUAUUGAAGGUGAUCGAAAGAGAGCUCAGCUCCAUGUGCAAGGACUCGUGAGGGACGUGUCCCCUCCAGAUGAUCGGAUUGUGGUCCCGCAGCGUGGCCGUUCUACCAAGGUCCCGGUGUCCAGUGUGCUCAUCUGAUCGAGUGGACUAUGGCCUGAGGCCACUUUGUGUUCUGGUCCCCUUAGGGGGAUAGGUGGGCGGUGGGCAGGGCAGGACUCUGAGGGACCCCAGCAGCCUGGACUGUUGCCCACAGACCUGGGACCACAGGAGUGGGACGGUGGCUGAGGUUUGUCCCUUUCUCCCUCUGGGUACACACGCACACAGACGCACUACAUGCACAUCGAUGUUGGUCAGGGAAUGGUUCUGGAUCAGGGCGGGGGCAGGUGGUUGGAAGACCACGGGACAGGCGCUCUCAGCUUUGGGCAGGGAGGGAAGAUCUUUUUCUUCUGCCUCCUUCGGACUGUAUAGGUGGCUUCCAAGCCGCCCUCCUGGGGUCAGGGGCGAGGUGCCCCCACCGUCCAGGCGGGAGGGUUUGGUGCUAUUUUUAUCUGAAUAAACUUUGUAACCAGA